This is a messenger RNA of Morchella importuna, 1713 nucleotides long. RefSeq lists its product as uncharacterized. Bases 1 to 1713 code for a protein of 570 amino acids. The record is from RefSeq and is a predicted model, not a curated record. The transcript is spliced from 3 exons. Lineage: Eukaryota; Fungi; Ascomycota; Pezizomycetes; Pezizales; Morchellaceae.
AUGCCACACCGUCCUCGCCCCCCACCUGGCACCCCCCACGGCGACAUCACCGACGACCUCCCCCACCGCUUCCGUUCGAGCUCCCCACCCCAGCAAACCCCCUUCAACGAGCUCCUCGGCCAAUUCCACGCCGACACCACACACACCGCCGACGGCCUCACCGGGCCCAUCAUGAUCCCGAGCGGUCCCAGCACCAGCACACCGAGAAUGAACUUAGCGCCACAUGCCCCAUACGAUGGCGAGUCGUGGACCCUAGGGGCAGGACAUGGCACGCCCGCUGUUGCGUCGCAGCGCGGAGAGAUUAGUAACCUGCUGCAUGCAAAUCGCGGUGGGGCGUGGAUGGUGAGAAGUGGAGGCGCGCAGGGUUGGGGUGGACCUGGGACGAUGGGAAUGCAGAGACCGUAUAGUCUGCCCUAUCAUCCUGGGUACAACGGCGAGUCUUCAAGCAGCACAGCUAGAGGCUAUGCUACUCCAGGUCGGCAUGCAUACCACGGCAUCCCCACGCGCGGCGAGUCCUCCAGAACCGGUGCAUCUGCAUCUUGCUCUACCAGGCCACCACCAACCACUGCACCGAUCACUAUCCCAGCGCCCCACGGCGAGUUCGGCAUCCUCCACCCAGGGAGACUCAUGCACCCCCGCCCUCAGCACGCAUUCGCCACACCUCUCCCAGCGGCGGGCGAGUUCGGCAUCCUCCUCCCUACCACGUUCCCCCCGCUCAACGAAUCCAACCCACGUACCCAUAUCCGCUCCCUCGCCCGCGCCGACAACCAUGCCUCCCCGCCCGUCUCUAGCGUCAUCACCGCCAACGGCGACUGGGACGGGCCGAACAACACCCGCAGUCGUAUCCGCAUGAACGGCGUAUCCAUUACGCUUGUGCCGCGUGGUGAGGCGGUUGAUGGAACCACGCGUAUUCUGGCGCCGAUGCCACGGUGGAGGGCGGUAUUGGAGGAGCUCGAUGCGCAGGAUCAGUAUGUCAUUACGCACCGCUGGUGGCGGACUAUGCGUGAGAGAUUCCCGAGGGGGUGGGAGGUGAAGGGUCGUAGUGGUGAGCGCGGGUGGAGGGUGGAGGAUAGAGUGGGGUUUGUGGGUGCUGAUGGGGUGGGGAGGGAGAUGUUGCUUGCUGUGACUCGCGACCCCGACCACCGCAUCGUAGCACUCGACUGGCACGCCCCCACUGGCCACGAAGACGCCGUCACUACCGCUAUCUGGGGACUCACCUUCCCCGCCUACAUUGUCACUGCACCGCCCAGCUAUCACUCAUUCGGCGACGCCUCGGACGCCACCGAUAUUGACGCUGCAAACCCUGAGCAUGGGCGCGGGCCAGCAUGCACGUGCUGCACGCGCCGGGAGGCGAAGCUGCUGUUUAGGUGUAAACACCGCAUGUGCCGCUCUUGUGUGCUGGGCAUGUGGUGGGGCGCGAUCAACAGGCCACAUCACUGGCCGACUUUUUUGAGGUGCGCGUUUUGCCGUGGUUGGGUGGGGAAGUUGGAGGGUGUGGGGAUGGUGGGGUGGGUGUUGGCGCAGAGUAAGAGGGCGAGGGUAAAGUUGUGGAUGGAGACGGUGGAGGAGGUGAGGCCGGAGGGGAUGUGGCCGUUGUUGAGGGAGAUGAAACAACGCUACUUGAAGAAGGAAGGCAAGGCAGCGGCGCCGCCGGGUAGUGAGACCGAUGCGUUGGGUCGUGUUAUUAUUCACGACCCGUUCGCUCCGUCCUGA